AAAGUACAAUAUUUAAUGUGGAGUAGAUUAUUAGAUUAUUUACAUUUAGCAGACAUUUUUUAUUGUCCUAAGUGAUUUACAGUAAUUGAAAUAUAUUCAGAUACACUGAUGGUGGUGGCUGCCAUGCAUGGAGCCGACCAGCACAUCAGGAGCAGUUUGAGGUUCAGUAUCUUGCUCAAGGACACGGGAAUCGAACCAGCAACCCUCUGAUAACAAGACCCCUGCACCUUACCACUUGGUCUACUUAGUUACAUUCCAAACACAGAUGGCAAAUACAUUUUUUUUGUGCAGUAAUGUUGCAGAAAUCGUCGCAACACAUUCCUCAAUAGUGGUUUUAUUUUGAAACGCGUGGCAGGAAGUGCGCAGAUCCAAUAUGGCGGACUUGAUGAUGGUGGUCAGCGGCAGCUCGCAGCAGCAGGGCCGGGCGGGACGGGCAGGACGGGCCGGACAGCGAUGAGCCACAGCCGAUAUUUACCCAAACAAAUCAAACUAGAAGCCGGACUCAGCCGCCGGGGAUGGACCGGCGAUAGUAGCGCUGUUUGACGCUGUUCGACUCGGUUUUUGUCGGUAGUUCAUGAAGCUAAAGUCGUAGAGUUUAGCUAACUUAACAGAAUUGUUCCUCCGGGGGAAGGAAGUUUGCUGCGGCGGAGGAAACAUAAUAGGAAACCGGGGAGGGCCGAACUAUCCCGACAUGGAGGACUCCGGGUCGGCCCUGGAGAAGAAUGUGGCCGACCUCACGGUGAUGGACGUGUACGACAUCGCCGCGGUGGUGGGCCAGGAGUUCGAGCGGAUCAUAGACCAGUACGGCUGCGAGGCUCUGUCCAGGCUCAUGCCCAAAGUGGUUCGGGUGCUGGAGAUCCUGGAGGUGAUGGUGAGCCGGACCAGCAUCAGCCCGGAGACCGAGGAGCUGCGGCUGGAGCUGGACAAGCUGCGGCUGGAGCGGCUGGACCGGCUGGAGAAGGAGAAGAAGCACCGGAAGGAGCUGGAGCUGGUGGAGGACGUCUGGAGGGGAGAAGCUCAGGACCUCCUCACUCAGAUCGCUCAGCUGCAGGAGGAGAACAAGAGCCUCCUCACCAACAUGUCCAUCAAGGACCCCAUGAGUGAGGAGGACCUGCAGAGACACGAGGGUAUGACGGAGAGAGAGAGGCAGGUGAUGAAGAAGCUGAAAGAGGUGGUGGACAAGCAGAGAGACGAGAUCAGAGCCAAAGACCGAGAGCUCACGCUGAAAAACGAGGACAUAGAAGCACUCCAGCAGCAGCAGUCGCGCCUCAUGAAAAUCAACCACGACUUGAGACAUAAAAUCUCAGUGGUGGAGGCGCAGGGGAAAGCUCUGAUCGAACAGAAGGUGGAGCUGGAGGCCAGCGCUCAGGCGCGGGGGCAGGAAGUCGGGGCCCUUCGGCAGGAAGUGGCCCGCUUGAGGGAACGACUUCAAGGAGAACUUCCAGCCCAGAACCCCGAGGAGCAGCCACCUCAGCCCCCCUCACCUGCAGAGCGUGGUAAAGCUGCUUCAGUGGUGUUGGGUGCUGAGGGCUGGUCAGACACACCUGACCCGUCUGAGCUGAUGCUGGGUGGGGUUGAUCCUCCACUGCCACCCCUGCCUGGCUCCCUCAGCCCGGAGGGACACGAGGAUGAGGAGGCUGAGGACGAGGCAGUGUUGCUCUGGGAGGCGAUGUGCGAUGAGGACAUGCCUGCUGUGUUCCAAUAUUUUACCAAGGAGGCGUUGUGCGAUGAGGACGCGGGAGGCCUGGACCCGAAGGACCCCAACCGGCCCCGGUUCACCCUGCAGGAGCUGAGGGACGUCCUGCACGAGAGGAACGAGCUCAAGGCCAAAGUGUUCCUGCUGCAGGAGGAGCUGGCCUACUACAAAAGCGAGGAAACAGAAGACGAGAUGGUCACUCCCAGUCCUUCACCCUCACCCGACCUGAGGACUCGCUCUCGCUCUUCAGCUCAGCCAGAGUCGGGAAUCAAACGCCUGUUUAGUUUCUUCUCGCGCGACAAGCAGCGUGGCUCUCAGCGGAGCGCGCAGUUCGACGUCGGCUCGUGGGCGGGGAAAGACGACGUGUACACAGAACAGGCCCAGGAGGCGUUACAGCACAUGUAGCCACCAGAGAGAGAGAGAGAGAGAGAGAGGACUCGAACUCCAAAACUCUAAAAACACUCCAUGUCCAUCACUCGAGGCCGGCUCACCAAACCACCACUAGUGACUCGCACCGCGGCUGAAACAUCACGAGCUCGAGGUGAGAAGGCCGACAGAAAGAAGAGUGACGGAUCGGCUCGAAGAUAAAGAAAUCCUUAAAAACCUCUAAAAGAAAAAAAAGUUUAUUUAAACACCUGAGAAGCUUCAUGUUUAUCUCAGAGAGUGAUGGCACAUUCUGACUGCACAACCUUAGAAAUAGAGCGUUUUUGGUGCCAUGGCAGAGUCGGACAUGACGUCUGUGAGCAGGAGAGCAGAAGGUAAACUCAAGUUGGAGGAUGGAAAGUGGAAAGUUGUUGCAAUCCGAGCGGUUUGUACGGAAGCUCUGAGAGGACAAGAAACAUUCUGUUGAUUUAAAUCUGAUCUGAUUUGAACACAAAGAUCAUUUUUCUAUCUCGUUUCGACCACACGAGGCUGAAGUGUUUAAAACAAGAGGAAAUGUUACAAUUUAUUAUCUCCACAGAAGAAAAUGUUAUUUUAAGAAACGUAGAAAAAUCAUCCUUAUUUUUUCACCUGUUUUGUUUUUUUUUUUUAAAUGAUAAAAAUGAUUCUGACAAAAUCAAAUCACCUGUUUUCAUGUAUGAAUAGAGUAACGUAGAAGUCAGGAGGGAAAAGAGUUUUGAUCAGACUUUAUUUUUCUCUAAAGAGUCACCAGAAUGUUUCCUCACUUGCCUCUCUGGGCCUCUGUAGGUUGAUGAUAUGUUGGUAAAUGACCAGAAUAAAUGCAAGUUGAUGAAGAUUAUGACACAGAUGACGGCUCGGGACACAAAAGUGUGCUGCAAAUAAUCUGUUUAAACAUCUGCAGAAGUCGACCACAUGGAAAUUACUUCUAAAGUGUUUGUUAUCUGAUGAAAGAUGAAGGUUUCAUCCUACAAUCCCCAUAGAAAUAUAAAUCUAACCUGCAAAGAAAAGUUUUCCACCAGCAGCGACACUUUUGUGUCCCUUUUGAUUUAUUUAAAGUUUCUGUCGUUGCCCUUGUGGGCAGCAAGUCGGUCCAUCACCAGCAUUUUGCUAAAACUACGCAGCUCUACGGAUAAAAAGAUUACGAGGCUCGUGUAGAAAAUGAUGCUUAGAAACACAAUUUGAAGUACAGAACAAGAUGGAACGCUUUUACUUAUAACAGCAAGUAUGGAGGCUCACUUCUGCCAUGAAAAGAGAAAAACAGGAUUUGGUGUGAUAAGAAAUAGAAAUACUAAGAUUUUUAUAAAGUAGAGCAGAAUUUAGUUACAGUUUCUCUUCUAGUAUUUGGUAGAUUUCUCAUACAGGAACCUGUUUUCAGCUCGGAUGAUCUGUGAGAUGUUUACACAUCCAGUCAGAUAUUCACGACGGCUCCGACUUUGUAGUUUUGACUUUGUAUGAUUCUGAUUAAUAACUUAAUUUGUGGUAACCUUGUUUAGACUAACCAAAACUUAGAUUUAAAAUGAUGUUUUGAGUUUUAAUAAUAGUAACACAUCGUAGCUCAGAGAUCAGAAUCUCAAAACUUGAGAAAAAGAAUAUUUCUGUUUUAUUUUGUGGAACUUUUUGGUUUUUCUUCUUCUCCUGACAGAACUGAGCUUCACACACAGUUAUUAUUAAAUGAAAUGUAUCCGCUUCAUGAAAGAGCAAUAGUUGAAUCUAAAAAAGUGCCAAAGAUGUCGCAGCACAUCAUAUUUAUGUACAUAUAUUUAUAUAUUUUCUCACAGUAACAGCAAUAUUAGACCCACCAGCUGAACUGAAGCAGGUGAUAAAACUAAACAUUUGGUCUUUUCAUGAGAUUUGUUGACAAUAAGUAAAAUAUAACAAAAGCACUUUUAACCCUCAAAAUCAUGAGUAAAUGUGGCAAAUCAAUAAGCCACUGAGAUGAAUUGUAUUUUUUUAAAAAUCAACAAAAAGGCAGAUUUGUAAAAAAAGACACGUCGUGGUGAUAAUAAACACGAAAAACUGAAUUUACGAGGCAACAUUAAACAGACCUUUUUAAUAAACCUUCUGUUUCGUGUGUCGACGCCACAAAUAUCUGUAACUUCCAGCAACUUUUAGCAAACCAGCACUGACAAGAACGCAGCAACAUGCACCUGCGUUUUAUACAUGUUGUGCUUAUAGGCAUCAUUUAUACACAGCCUCAAAUAAAAAACUGUGUUGUCAGAUUGUAAAUCCUAUAAAUAUUCCUCAGAUUUCGCUCAGGAGGCUGCGGAGAAGUUAAAAAACAACCGAAACAGACUGAAGUUUCUAAAGUGGUGAAAACAAAGUGAAUGAAGCAGAAGUGUGGUUUAUUUCUUAAAAAGUGCUAAUUGACGGUUGCUGCUUCUGCUUUUUGCCUUCGUGCUUUAACACCGACUCAUGUUUCACUUUAUCUUCAUUUAUUUACUUACACGGCGAGCGAAGGUGAAUAAAUGAAGGUAACGAGCGUCAGAGCAGCUCAUCUGUUUCACACACUCCACACGAAAUAAUGGUAUUUAUUGCAGCGGUCUCAUUCUGGAGGACGGCUGGAAGUCAAAGGGACGACGUGGGCAUGAAAACAAAGAAACAUAAAAGGGAAAUGUAGCUGAACGAGAAAACCUGUCAGUGUUGAUCAUCUCACACGUGUUUCCCUCAUUAAAAUGGAUAUUUAAACAAUAUUAUGAAUGGAUCAGCGCUUUAUUAAACGAGCUGUCUCCUCAGUAAUAAAAACUCUGUAAUGUU
This is a messenger RNA of Acanthopagrus latus (yellowfin seabream), 4852 nucleotides long. RefSeq names its product Rab interacting lysosomal protein-like 1 (gene rilpl1). The record is from RefSeq and is a predicted model, not a curated record. Gene Ontology annotation, molecular function: protein dimerization activity. Gene Ontology annotation, cellular component: ciliary basal body; cytoplasm. The transcript is spliced from 9 exons. The coding region runs from base 692 to 2101 and encodes 469 amino acids. Gene Ontology annotation, biological process: cilium assembly. Lineage: Eukaryota; Metazoa; Chordata; Actinopteri; Spariformes; Sparidae.